AUGUGUUAUCGUCUCGUGGAGCGCUUCUCGGUGUGCGGAUGUGUCUACUACAAGCACGCCGUUGAUCGUUGUGCUGCGUACAGUCAGUCCGGUCAUAAAGUCCAGGAGCGGACAAUUCCGGUGGGCUACACUUGCGUCGAUCACUCGGAGCCGCCACAAGGGGCAUAUAGCUCCGAUGCCUACACAUACUCGGACUCGGGUUACUACAGCAGCCAGUCGCACAAGAGCAGCAGGCGCCGGUGA
Molecule: messenger RNA, 243 nt
Organism: Sporothrix brasiliensis 5110
Lineage: Eukaryota; Fungi; Ascomycota; Sordariomycetes; Ophiostomatales; Ophiostomataceae
Exons: 1
Coding region: 1-243 (80 amino acids)
Source: RefSeq, a predicted model, not a curated record